GCAGGCCUUCUGUGUGAGCAGAAAGCCGAUGAGCAGAACAGAAACAAGAGAGAAAGACUUCACCUAACCAGGAAAAUAUUCUACAGUUCUACACUUCUUUACAGAAAACUCUUAUACUUUUCCUUGUGCUUCUGCCUUUGACACGCAUUUGAGAGAGAGAGACACACACACCAGGAUCGAUCAGCGUCUUCUGCAACUCAAAAUCACGCAAAAUACUUUUCCACAGAAGAAUGAUGAAAGGCAUGAAGAUGACGGCUUCAUCACUGUGUCUUCUGCUGCUGGUGCUUGGCCACACAUUGGCACAGAACAUCUUCAAGAAAAACUUGGCAACAGCCAAACCGGCAAAACCAGCUCAGUGCUGCGAUGAGGUCCAUGCCUUGAAAGUCCAGGUAGCUAACCUGAGCAGCAUGCUAGAGGAAAUGACCAAGAAGCAAGAGUCAGAUCUGAUGAAGGUCGUGCGGCAGAUGAUGGAGCUGGAAACGCUGAACCACCAGCAGGAGGCCCGUGUCACAGAGGCAGAGAGCAAGUACUCAGAGAUCUACAAUCAGAUCGAAAUCAUGCAGCUGCAGGCCGCCCAGUCCGCCCCACAGCAGAGCACUUCAGAUGCAAUCUAUGACUGUGCAUCCUUAUACAACAAAAACUACAAAAUUUCCGGAGAGUACAAACUACCAAAAGAUGAUUUCCUGGGAACACCUGAACUAAGUGUCUAUUGUGACAUGGAGAAUAAUGGAGGUGGCUGGACCGUCAUUCAGAGACGUAAGAUUGGCCUGACGAGCUUCAACCGCGACUGGAAGCAGUACAAGAACGGUUUUGGUACAAUCCGUGGUGACUUCUGGCUUGGCAAUGAACACAUUUUCCGUAUGACUAGACAGCCCACAGUGUUGAGAAUAGAUAUGGAGGACUGGGAAGGUAAUUCACGUUAUGCUGAAUAUGGCUUCUUCACACUGAACAACGAGAUGAACAGCUACAAGCUAUUAAUCGCCAACUAUAGCGGAAAUGCAGGCGACUCCCUACGCUACCACAACAACACAAACUUUAGCACCAAAAACAAGGACAACGACAAGUGUGUGGACAACUGCGCACAACUUCGCCGAGGUGGAUACUGGUACAACUGCUGCACUGACUCUAAUCUGAACGGCGUGUUCUACCGCUACGGGUCACAUACCAAAAAUCCAGAUGGCAUUUCUUGGUAUGGAUGGCAUGGACCAAACUACUCACUGAAGCGGGUGGAGAUGAAGAUCCGGCCCCAGAGCUUUGUACCUUAAAGACUUCUCAAAUCCAAAUUUAUUUUCCUCCUCACCACUAAACCUUGGCAUCAAUGGAUCAACAUAAUCUACAGCUUUAACUGAGCAAAUGUUUCCAAAAUGCAUUUGUAUAACAGUAUUUUAGGACUAAAUAUGUGAUGGACGAUGUUUGAUUGUAAAUUGCUUUUUAUAUGGUAUUUAUCUUUUAAUAUUUUAUGUUCUUUAGCCUUUUUUAGAUGAAUUUAUGCACCUGAUCAUUAAGGGCUGCAAGAAUAAGCAAGCCAUUUACACAAAAUGUUGAUUUUGUAAAAACAGAAAAAAAAUUGACAAGAUGUUACAGCAAAUCCACAGGUAGUAUAAAAUUAAUUGUGUACAGAGUAAAAUAAUGGAUGGCUAAUAAAAUUGUAUUUUUAAAAAAA
Messenger RNA from Myxocyprinus asiaticus (Chinese sucker), 1663 nucleotides. RefSeq names its product angiopoietin-like 7 (gene angptl7). The record is from RefSeq and is a predicted model, not a curated record. NCBI's taxonomy places the organism in Eukaryota, Metazoa, Chordata, Actinopteri, Cypriniformes, Catostomidae. The transcript has 5 exons. The coding region runs from base 231 to 1265 and encodes 344 amino acids.